AUGUUGGCCUCAACCGUUCGCACCGCGCUUCGCACCAGCGCGCCCCGCAUCGCUGCGCUCCCCUCCACACGCUGCCUGUCCACCUCGCUGCCGCGUCUUUCGUCGGCAACUGCCAAGGAAUACCAAAACAUCCUCGUCUCGUCGCCCGCCAAAGGCGUUACGCUGAUCACGUUGAACCGACCUAAGGCGCUGAAUGCACUCAAUUCGGCGCUCUUCCACGAACUCAACGAAGCCACCGAGAUCGCCGACAAUGACCCUGAGGUCGGAGCUAUCGUCCUCACCGGAUCCGAAAAGGCGUUCGCUGCGGGCGCCGAUAUCAAGGAGAUGAAGGACAAGCAGUACGCUGAUGCAUACAAGACCAACUUCUUGGGUCACUGGACCAAGCUCACCACGGUGCGCAAACCGAUCAUUGCUGCUGUGAGCGGGUUCGCCCUUGGUGGUGGUUGCGAGUUGGCCAUGAUGUGCGAUAUCAUCCUCGCUUCGCCCACAGCCAACUUUGGUCAACCUGAGAUCAACCUCGGCGUCAUUCCUGGCGCCGGUGGCACGCAACGUCUCACCAAAGCUGUUGGAAAAUCCACCGCCAUGGAGAUGGUACUCACGGGCCGCAACUUUAGCGCCGAUGACGCCGAGCGUCGCGGCUUGAUCUCGCGCGUCGUUCGCGAGGGAAGCGUCGUUGAUGAAGCCGUCAAGGUCGCUUCCACCAUUGCCAAAAAGGGUCAGAUCGCUGUCCAGGCCGCCAAGGAAGGUGUCAAUGCCUCCUUCGAGCUGAGCUUGCAAGAGGGAACUCGCUUCGAACGCCGUCUCUUCCAGAGUCUAUUCGCUACCAAAGAUCAGAAAGAAGGCAUGGCGGCUUUCGCCGAAAAAAGGAAGGCCAACUUUACGCACGAGUAA
Messenger RNA from Mycosarcoma maydis (corn smut), 891 nucleotides. RefSeq names its product putative enoyl-CoA hydratase precursor. Gene Ontology annotation, molecular function: enoyl-CoA hydratase activity. Lineage: Eukaryota; Fungi; Basidiomycota; Ustilaginomycetes; Ustilaginales. The transcript is spliced from 3 exons. The record is from RefSeq and is a predicted model, not a curated record. Bases 1 to 891 code for a protein of 296 amino acids. Gene Ontology annotation, biological process: fatty acid beta-oxidation. Gene Ontology annotation, cellular component: mitochondrion.